AUGACCAUCCGCUUUGGUCUUGUUCCUACUAUAGUCGCUUCUUCUCCUCAAGCUGCAGAACAAUUCCUGAAAAACCAUGACCUGAUUUUUGCUAGUAGACCAUAUCAUGCAGCUUGUCAUUAUAUUUUUUAUAAUCAAAGAAAUCUGAUCAUGGCCAAGUACGGUCCAUAUUGGAGAAACAUGCGUAAAUUAUGUACUCUACAAUUGCUAAGCAGUGUCAAGAUCAAUUCAUUUCAGCCUAUGAGGAAACAAGAGCUUGAAAUUCUGGUGAAUUUUCUCAAAAAGGCAGCAGUGAAUCAAGAUGAAGUUGAUCUUAGUGCUAAAGUUGCAUAUCUUAGCGCCAACAUGGCUUGUCUUAUGGUAUUUGGGAAAAAGUAUAAUAUCAAUGAGGAUAAUAAGGGUUUCAAAGGUGUGAUUCAAGAGACAUCGCAUAUAGCAGCAACGCCAAAUCUUGCUGAAUUAUUUCCUUUUCUUCGUUUUCUUGAUCUCCAGGGAUUGGCGCGUCGAAUGAAACAAGUAGCUAAGAGUUGUGAUGAGUUUUUGGAGAAUGUUAUUGACGAACAUGUUCGUUUAUCCACUGAUAAGAAGAAACAAACUAGUGAUAUAUAUAAUUGUGCAGGCUGA
Messenger RNA from Nicotiana attenuata, 624 nucleotides. RefSeq names its product cytochrome P450 CYP736A12-like. Gene Ontology annotation, molecular function: heme binding; monooxygenase activity; oxidoreductase activity, acting on paired donors, with incorporation or reduction of molecular oxygen. Bases 1 to 624 code for a protein of 207 amino acids. The record is from RefSeq and is a predicted model, not a curated record. NCBI's taxonomy places the organism in Eukaryota, Viridiplantae, Streptophyta, Magnoliopsida, Solanales, Solanaceae. The transcript has a single exon.